Ornithorhynchus anatinus (platypus) is the source of this 1285-nucleotide messenger RNA. RefSeq names its product regulator of G protein signaling 2 (gene RGS2). The transcript has 5 exons. The record is from RefSeq and is a predicted model, not a curated record. Lineage: Eukaryota; Metazoa; Chordata; Mammalia; Monotremata; Ornithorhynchidae. Bases 14 to 649 code for a protein of 211 amino acids.
CGCUGCGCUGGCGAUGCCCGGGUCCCCGCUGGUCGCCGUCCGCCAGGACCCGGGGGAGGAGGCCGGAGGGGAGCCCGGCCGCGGGGAGCCCGGCGCCUCCCACCAGCGGGACAAGAUGAAGCGGACCCUAAUGAAAGAUUGGAAGACCCGCUUGAGUUACCUCUUACGGAACUCCUCCUCGGCCGGGAAGCCAAAAGCCAAAGGCGAACGGCAAGCCUACGUUCGCCCUUCCCCUGAAGAAGCCCGGCUGUGGGCGGAAGCAUUCGACGAGCUCCUCGCCAGUAAAUAUGGUCUGGCUGCGUUCAGGGCUUUUCUGAAAUCUGAAUUCUGUGAAGAGAAUAUCGAGUUCUGGCUGGCCUGUGAAGACUUCAAGAACACCAAGUCCCCACAGAAGAUGACAUCAAAGGCCAAGAAAAUCUACACCGACUUCAUAGAGAAGGAAGCGCCGAAGGAGAUAAACAUAGACUUUCAAACGAAAACCCUGAUCGCCCAGAGUAUCGAAGAGGCUUCCAGCGGCUGCUUCGCUACGGCCCAGAAGAGGGUGUACAGCCUGAUGGAGAACAACGCCUAUCCCCGUUUCUUGGAGUCGGAGUUCUACCAGGACUUGUGCAGGACGUCCCCGUUGAGCGGGGAGCCUCGGGGAACGUGAGCCCGGGGCCGAGGAAGCGAUCCUUCUCCCCGGAGAAAGACGGCUCCCGUCCGGACAGAACGGACGGACCGGCCCGCCGGGGCAGCCCCCUAACGCGGCCCCGGGGCGGAUUGGGACGCCGACCGAGCGCUUCCCUCGGAAGCCGUUCGGAGACGGGAACGACCGCCUCGUCUGACCGCUCUGUGCGGGUGCACGUGCGUAUGUGUGUGCGAUUGUAUAUACGUAUUUAUGUCGCGGCGCGGUGGAGAAGGUGGAAUCUGGGUCAGAUGCGAUCUUCCAAGGCCGCACGUCUCUGCCCGAGCGGCUCGGGGGUGGAGGUCCACGGCCUCCGGCGGAUCGACGGUACCCUCUUUCUCCGUCUGGCUAAACGUCGAUGACCCGUCGUCGGUCUCUCGGCCCUGUGUCGGAUGGCAAGCGCCCCUCCCGCCCCGCUUUCGGAGGGCGACCUCGCCGUGCUGGGGAGGCUGGCCUCUGUUACCGUGGACAGACGUAGAAGCCCGUAAGCGUGGCUGUGACGUUUCUUGGUGUGUGAGGCCGAGCGCCACCGGCGCGCCGGACUCUGCCUUGAAGGCAGCUAAACUUCAGUGAAGUAGGCUUUCGAGGACCCGUUUUUAAUAAAUUAUUUUGUUACUUAAA